Molecule: messenger RNA, 3701 nt
Organism: Toxorhynchites rutilus septentrionalis
Lineage: Eukaryota; Metazoa; Arthropoda; Insecta; Diptera; Culicidae
Exons: 5
Coding region: 520-3366 (948 amino acids)
Source: RefSeq, a predicted model, not a curated record
CUAGCCUUGUCUCUGUAAGCCGUGAGCGAACUCCAUCCGUCAAACACUACUGAUGCGGAGUGAUACAAAAGAACACGAAUACUAGGCGCAAAACUGCACGAUUUCGGAAUAGUGCGGUAGUGGUGUGAAGAAUAUUCCAUUUCACUGGCUGUGUCCACAAAGAAAAUACGCUCGAAGUGAUUUCACUAGGUAUUCUUCCGUUCAAACGUUUCAGGUGCCUCGGAUUUUGUCGCCCGAGAAGAAUCGAUCAUUGCGCGUCGUCCGUGCGGAACGGGACCUCUUUGAUCUUAUUUUGCGUUUAUUUUUUUUGUGGUUGUAAACAAAAGGUGUGUACAGCGGCGGUGAACGCCAAAGCACACAGGCGAAACAAUAACAAAAAGUAGCGUUCCGCCCUCGCGCGCAUUUUCUCACCCUUCCCGGCGAGGAGCAAUCGGAUGUGUGUUCUUCGGGUGCGGAAGCGGGUGUAGCGCCAAAGAUCGGUAGUCCUCAGCGGGGUUCACUUACGCGGGUACGUUAAUAAUGAAAGAAUUGUCCGAUCUACUGCGUGAGAUUAAACAGUGCAGCGAGAACGGUUUGGAUGAGAUGGAAUUCUGCGAGGAUUUUAUAAAGCUGCAAACGAUCUUCAAUCACACGAACCAGUUCGUUCGAUCUUUCGAUAAAAUCGUUUUCCACGGAGGAAAUGAAGCAUGCAUCAUUGAGAUAGUGGCCCGAUUGGUGAAAUAUCUUCGCAUUCGACGUUAUCUAAAUGAGGAAAACAAACCGAUCCCCGAGUGCGAGCACCAGCUGCGUAAGAUUACCCUCUUCAUGGUACUGAACACCGAUGUCAGCUUUAAGUUUGAUCUGGCGAAGGACACCCGGAUCUGCCAUCUGUUGAACACGAUCCCACCGCUGACCAAGUGCCUUCUGAUCAACUGCAUCUGGGGGGCGGGUUUGGAUGGGUAUUUCUACGAGAUGCUCUCGUACAGUCCCCAGUGGUUUAUGAUGCAGUUCAUCGACCAGGCGGUGACCAGUUUGAAAUUCACCAAACCGUUCGAGAUCCUCGAGCGGGUGGAAUCGAUGGUGAAGGCGAUCUACUACAGCAUCUGCCGGACGGAUUGUGACUGGAAGAAUGUGGAUCGCAAUCGGUAUGUGGAGCAUCAGCGCAUUCUGGGGAAGCUGUUUGAUUUCCUGAUGGAACUGCUGAGAUACUUCAACACGCCGGAUAUGAGCAAAUUCGAGAAGUGGUCUCGCAUGAGAAUGCACCGAUAUUAUGGUUUUGCGCUGAAGCACAUUUUCAGCAUCAUUUUGUAUUGCCUCGAUUUGUACUUGAACAAGAGUCUGUUCAAGGUUGAUGAUCGGAUGGCUAUUUAUCAGAUUAUGGGCGAGAAGCACGUUCCAAAGAAAGAGAUCCCAGAGCAGUAUUCCUCCGGUAUAGAUUCCAAUCUGAUGAAGAUCAACAAUUGUUUGCUGAAUACACUGCAAACUUGCGUGAUGGAAGUCACAAUCGAUGGGUUCAUGUGUUGGGUGGAAAUCGAUUUGUUCACCGAGGGGGAAGAGCAGCAAACGCUGCAGCAGGUUAUAGGCGAAUCGGCUUACAAGCUGUGCGAUAUUUUGAAGGAUAACAAGGUGCUGCAGCACAACGUUUUGAAACAGCUGCCGUCGAUAUCGUUGCGACCAAAGUCGCAGGCCGAGAAGGCAAUGGAUCUGCCGAUGCGCAUUCUGAUGGCCAAAAUUGAAGGCACGCGGGAGGUAUUCGAGAGGAGGAUGUUUUUCAAUGAGUUCAUUCGGCGCGGAGCGCUGGUUUUCGGUAAUAGCGAGUGUCUGGAUUUGAUGGAGAAAAAUCUUGAACUCGUAUCCGGCGAUAACGUGCGGAAAAUGAUCGAAUACGACAAUCGCCCGCGUGACGAGGAUGAGAUGGAAGAGGAUGAAGUUUCGGACGAGACGAUCAAACUGAGAGAAUUAAUACUUAAAUCGAUAGACUUCCUGCUGUUGGAAGAGGCACACACUCUGAUCAAGUUUAUGAUCGGCGCGUACGGGUUGGAAUAUGAUCGCUAUCGGACGCCGAAUCUGGUGGAGGAGAUAGUCGAAUUCACCAAUAAACUAAGUUCCAACUCAACGGAGCUGACCGAUGAAGAUUUUUAUGUUCCACUGCGUCUCAUCUUUCAGUGUCCGUCACUAUUCUACAGCCGCCUGACACGAUCUCUGUACGAUUCAAGCUUUAACAAUUUGAGCUAUAUUCACGCCAUCAUCAAGGUAAUCGCCAAGCUGAAAUCCCUGGCAGUGCCUUACCUGAGCGCACAAGUCCGAGCGUUGCUCUCCAAUCAGUUCGAGGUAACCCAAUCCAGAUCACUGCCUGUGUUCAUUCUAAAACUCUACGAGAUGGAACUGUUCGAGCGUAAUCACUUCCUGCAGGGCUAUCUGCUGCAGGGCGCCGAGGAAGCAUUCAAAACGACCAACAUGCUCGCAUUCGGGGACAUUCUCGGCAUCAUGCAGCUGGUCGUGGAUAAAAAUCUCAACGUGUUCAAGCUGGACACACUCAAGCAGACCGUGCUCAAGCUGGCGGAGUUCUCCGAGAAGCUGCGCUUUAACGUGGCCAAGCUGCAACCGGAGUACCCCCAGGGAGCGGACCGAGUGGCACUGCUGGAGAAGAUACUGAAGAUCAUUCCGGGUCCGGUGCGAAUGCUGAGAGCACUCAAGGAAGAACCCAAACGAAUAUUCAAAGAGCAAACGGAACGCUUCACCGCCAUCACCAAGUUCUACUUCCAGCGUGCGUUUCUGGACGUUGCUGGCGGUCAAACCGCGAAGGAAUUCGCAAAGUACCUCUACCAGACGAGCAUCGACGAAAACACGCCGAAAGUUCAGGUGCGAUUGUUCCUCUCGAAGACCUUCGUCCAGUGCACGAGUCUGGAGGCAGAAAGAUUAGCCCGGAACGCACUCUUGCUUCCACAUAUCAACGAUGCGGUUCUCAUUAUUCUGGUAUUGCUGACCGAGCAGCCGAAUCACUACGAGUGUCUGAAAAACUGCCUUCUGAACUAUUUGCAUGUGGCGCAGAAAUGUCUCCUCCCGCCCUUGCUGACUGCGGAGGCCAACCCAUGCGACCGAGCCACCUUCGUCAAAUCGCUGGUCAAACUGAUCGUUAAGCUUCCCGCCAUAACCCGUGAGCGCCUGCUAGUGGCCCUGUCGUUUGGCCUCUCGGCGAUCGUGCAGCAGAUACGCGCCGUCGACACCAGCGUGGAUCUCGCCGAGAUCGAAAAGAUCCUGGAGCAGCAGCAACAGCAGCGUGGUCAUCCUGCCAACAAGUCCGCGACGAUGUCGCCCAUGCUGAACGGAUCGAAAGAGAGCGACAUCUCUUCUCGGGAUUCCGUCGUCACAAUGGUGACCGAGUAGAGGUGCUGCCGGAGUGUAUAAGUGACGAUGAAUUCGGGUCGGCGGGCGCAAAUAUAAUACGGGAGGCAAUGUUACGACGUGAUUGAUGUUAGGCGAAAGAUUAUUUAAGAUAUUGCUACACACACACACACACACACACACAUCUUUCCGCGAUGAGAGUGCAACGUUUUGCUUCGUUCCUUCAUUGGUAAUCUUAUACUUACACUUGCUGUAUGUUUUCAGUUUAAUGGACUUUUGCAAGUAUGAACAUGAACCAUACCAUAUACAAUCGACUCUCCACACAGAAUUCCCCAUUGGUUAGUAAUAAAAAGGUUUAAUAUUUAGUAAUACUCGAA